Molecule: messenger RNA, 1103 nt
Organism: Trifolium pratense (red clover)
Lineage: Eukaryota; Viridiplantae; Streptophyta; Magnoliopsida; Fabales; Fabaceae
Product: chaperone protein HtpG-like
Exons: 7
Coding region: 1-702 (233 amino acids)
Biological process (GO): protein folding; cellular response to heat; protein stabilization
Cellular component (GO): cytosol; perinuclear region of cytoplasm; protein-containing complex
Molecular function (GO): ATP-dependent protein folding chaperone; ATP hydrolysis activity; ATP binding
Source: RefSeq, a predicted model, not a curated record
AUGGCUAAUCUGAACUUGGCAAUCCAAGUUCUUGAGAUUGCAAAUGCACCUGAUCAAAGUCGAAAUCCUUCCGUUAAACUUGCAAUUUCUCGUUACCAUUUAAAUUUGUUACCACUUACUAGAAAGGGUUCCUCGAUCUCGUACCACACACAUAUACUAAGCGCAAACACAAAUCACCUUCUUCUUCUUCUUCGAAAUAACCCUAAAUCGAUUGAAACCCCAAGUCACGUUCCCCAAAUCGUUCCUCAAAUCGUUCUUCUUCUUCGAAACGUUCACCUUGAAACCGACCAACCUCAAAUUGUUCCUCAAAUCGUUCUUCUUGAAACCGGCCAACCUCAAAUCGUUCCCCAAAUCGUGUUCUCAGGAGAAGCUCAUUCAAUCAAGGUAGAAAAAAUAUUGUACAAGGAAGAGUCAGAGUACCAAGAGUUUUUGAUGCAAAAGGCUUUGGACAAAAUUCGUUUUGAGGGUUUGACUGAUAAGAGCAAGCUUGAUGCUCAACCAGAGCUUUUCAUUAGGAUUGUGCCUGACAAAGCCAACAAGACUCUGUCCAUCAUAGACAAUGGCAUUGGCAUGAUCAAAGCAGAUUUGGUGAACAACUUGGGUACUAUUGCUAGGUCUGGAACCAAGGAAUUCAUGGAGGCAUUGCAGGCUGGUGCUGAUGUUAGCAUGAUUGGUCAGUUUGGUGUUGGUCUUUGUCAUUAACUUAUGGGAAAGUUCUUGUACUUGAUGGGAUUGUUCAGUUGACUGAGAAGGAUGAAUAUGCUUACCAGGAGAUGAUAGCUCAUCUUCCCCUCCGUUCCAUUCCGUCCCCAAAACGGUUUUAGAUGUAACGUUGAUUGCUCCGCCAAGAUACAUCUACAACCGGAAAGCAAAGAUUGGGCAUUGCAACCAGUCUAUUAAUUCAAUUAUAUGUAGGCUUAUAAGUGCUACACUUACUAGUAGUACUAGAGCUUGUGCUGUUUGGUUAGCUUUGUUUAGGCUAGUCUUUUCGUAGUUAGCAUUGUUUGAUUUUGUUAAGAGAUAGUUACAAUUUUUGUAAUUUAGUUUCAUGAAAAGUUUGUAACAGAAUUAUUUUUGAUUUGGUAGGAAAUUUGAUUCUAUAA